AUGCGCAGAAACAAUAACUGUGGCAAUGGCGAUCGCUGUGGGGACGGCGAUAGCCGUCGCAGUGGCUAUAGCCGUCGCAGCAGCUUACAUAGAUCCAGGCCUCUGCUUGCUCUGAACUUUAACAGUUUGUUGGUCCUGUUCCCCAUGUGCCUGAAUGUACUCUCAUUCCUAAGGGGCAACUGCUCGUGCUGCAGGUGCAUGUUGAAGAAGCAAUUGGAUCAUAAUCUCACCUUCCACAAGCUGGGAUCCUAUAUGAUUUGCCUGCACACAGUCAUUCACAUUGUUGCUCACUUGUUCAAUUUUGAAUGGUGCAACAUGAGCUACAAGGCUGAUAAGGACUCCUUGACUUUCACCCUCUCUACUCUGUGCCUCCAUGAGAAGGGAAGCCUGUGGUUAAGCCCUUUUCUCUUCCCAAACAUGGUAAUAGAGCAUUUGAUGUUCACCAGCACGUAGCCAUUCCACACUGGAGUGAUCAUCACCUUAGCCCUGAUCUUCAGGGCUCUAUCUGAGGUCACAGAGUCUAUCUGCUGCUGCUACUUUGAGGUCUAAUGGUACACACACUACCUUUUCAUCAUCUAUUUCACUGGCCUUGUACUUCGUGGAAUUAAGUCUCUGGAUGCCUCCCCUCCCCACCUAUCCACUCCUUGCCUUAUCUCACCCUCUGAGUCCUGGAAGUGGGCUCUAGCCCCAGUCAUCCUCUAUGUCUUUGAAUAGCACCUCUGAUCAUGGCAGAAGGUGCUGAUCUCCAAGGUGGUCCAGCACCCUUAUAAAGUACUGGAGCUUCAGAUGAACGAGUGAGGUUUCAAUAUGGAAGUGGGACAGUAUAGCCUUGUCAGUUGCCCCUCAGUGUCUCCCUUGGAGUGGAGUGUCCCUUUCACCUUGACCUCAACACCCAGAGAACAUUUUUUCUCUAUCCACAUUCAGGCGGUUGGGGACUGGACGAGACUCAUAAGAGCAUUUGAACAACAGAAAUCCCCUGUGCCCACAUGUGAUCUAGAAAUAGAUGGUCCAUUUGAUACAGCUAAUGAGGAUGUUUUUCAGUAUGAAGUGUCUAUGUUAGUGGGAGCAGGAAUUGGGGUCACCCUCUUUGCUUCCAUCCUGAAAUCCAUUUGGUACAAAAUUUAUUUCUACUUCAUCUCGUUCAAUGACCUGCUGGCUUCCCUAGAAUAGAAGGUGGAAGAGUAUGAAAAAGUGAGUUUCUUAUCCUCUAUGGGCUCUUCUUCACUGUGUAGGACAUUGGCCCAGGCUGGUCAUGCAGCACUGCAUGUUGACAAAUUUACUGAUGUUACGACUGGUUUGAAGCAGAAAACUUCCUUUGGGAGAUCUGCGUGGGACAGUGAAGUUUUGGCUGUGGCUGCUGUCCAUCCCAGAUCAGUGGUAGGGGUUUUCCUGUAAGGCCCCCAGACCCUGGCAAAAAGUUGUAACCACUGCUCCAGCUUGGAUCCCAGGAAGAUCCAGUUCUGUCUCAAUGAGGAAAACUUCUAAUAGAGGAGGCAAGAC
This is a messenger RNA of Sarcophilus harrisii (Tasmanian devil), 1500 nucleotides long. RefSeq names its product NADPH oxidase 1 (gene NOX1). The record is from RefSeq and is a predicted model, not a curated record. Gene Ontology annotation, molecular function: superoxide-generating NAD(P)H oxidase activity. Gene Ontology annotation, cellular component: plasma membrane; NADPH oxidase complex. Lineage: Eukaryota; Metazoa; Chordata; Mammalia; Dasyuromorphia; Dasyuridae. Gene Ontology annotation, biological process: superoxide anion generation; defense response.